Messenger RNA from Colossoma macropomum (tambaqui), 1736 nucleotides. RefSeq names its product protein phosphatase 1, regulatory (inhibitor) subunit 14C (gene ppp1r14c). The record is from RefSeq and is a predicted model, not a curated record. Lineage: Eukaryota; Metazoa; Chordata; Actinopteri; Characiformes; Serrasalmidae. Gene Ontology annotation, cellular component: cytoplasm. Gene Ontology annotation, molecular function: protein serine/threonine phosphatase inhibitor activity. Gene Ontology annotation, biological process: regulation of phosphorylation. Bases 1 to 426 code for a protein of 141 amino acids. The transcript is spliced from 4 exons.
AUGUCAGCCACCAGCACUGAAACCUCCGCUCCUCUCCCGCCCUCCGCCGGCCGGGUCUUCUUCCAGGCGGCGCCCGGGGUAGGGUGCGCGGCCAACGGCCACAUGCAGCGGGACGACCCGGUGCAGAAGAAGCAGGGCAAAGUGACGGUGAAGUACGACCGCAAAGAGCUGCGCAAGAGGCUCAUUCUGGAGGAGUGGAUCAUCGAGCAGUUGAGCGAGCUUUACGACUGCGAGGAUGAAGAGAUGCCGGAGGUGGAAAUAGACAUUGAUGAUCUCCUGGAGGUCAACAGUGAAGAUGAAAGAGCUGUAAAGCUACAGGAAUCCCUUACAGACUGCUAUAAGCCCACUGAUGCUUUUGUGCAGGAGCUGCUCGGGAGGAUAAGGGGAAUGAGGAAACUCAACGCGCCGCAAAAGAAAAGCCUUUAAAAUGCUCACAAAAUGCCAACGACAAUCCAAUCCAGCGAAAAAGGACUGCAGGUCCCACAAUCCAUCACUCAGCCUCAACUCAUUAUCUCAGAACACAUCCCUCUGCUUUGGAAAGCUCAAGAUGCAGUCUGGACGACAAAUCCCAGAAUGCAUCUGGUCAGCCAGGACUAUAUUCCACCUACAAACCUCAGUUAGGUCCUAGCAUAGCAACUACUUAGCAUAGGCCACCACAAACCUCAAAGUUUUAAAAGUCCAUAGCAUUAUUUACAUUACAGGCCUAUAACAUUUAUUUACAUUCUUUGUAAGAGUGAGGAACUGCUUGUUAGAUUUAAAAUGAACCCACCAUAACUUAUUUUUUGUCUAUAUUCUGCAUUGUUUUUUUUGUUUUUUUCUUGUUUUUUUUUUUCUGUGAUUAUUGUUAACCACUGGCAUCUGAUUUGAUGUCAGUUGUAUGUCCACUCUUUUUACGGGGCAAGGUUGGGAUCUGGAACACCAGAUUUAAAAGAAUAAGCUCCUCCCCUUUCCUGGAUCAAGGCAUGUUGGGUAAUGUAGUCCCUCACAAAAGGCCUGCUCAGCUGUUCGAAUUAAGGUUUUUAACUCGUCUUCCUAAGAUUUCAGUUCACGAUUCAUUUCACUAGCUGACAUUAGCAUAUCUCUCUUCCGUGUAGUUUGUCACAGAUCACAGACUGUUGUGUAGCUAAAAGCACUUGACUGUGCUUGGGUAGAAGGAAUUUGCCAGUUCAUAGAUCCAAAAAUGGUAGAGUAUUUAGAGCAUAUGGAAGAUAAAGACUGUUAUAUGGUAAUAUCUGAUAUGUAUAGCAAGUGGUAAGUGAUAAGUAGUGAGAAUUUGGAUAUUUUAAAUAUUAUUUAAUUCUACCCUCCCUUUUCUCCUUCAGAUAUGUACGGAGGCUGCCAAAGAGUAAAAUGGUGGUACUUGAUAUAAAGAGCUAUGACUGUAAGUGAACUUGUGUAAAAUAGUCACCCUUUUGAAAUGCCAAUACUAGUCUUCACCUCACUGUUUUCAUACUCAUGGAUCAGAUUUUGUGUCGAGAAGAUUAUAUAAAUCGUUUAAUAACAAGGAAACCAGGAGAAAAAAAAACUAAAACUAUGGUGCUGUUACUGUUCUAUCCCUGUUUAAUUCUUCAGUGCAGUGGCUGGUGAGUUUAGUCUUUAGGUCAUCAAAGAGAGAGUGAGAUGUCCUGCUAAAGCGAUAGUUUGGCAAAAUGUCAUGUUUUCCCAUUACCCCAAAUGAGAUCAGCCAAGAUGCACGAAGUUUACUUCUUUAGCUUUGUCGAUAGGCUCUAUUUAAA